This is a messenger RNA of Oncorhynchus keta (chum salmon), 3601 nucleotides long. RefSeq names its product plakophilin-1-like. Gene Ontology annotation, cellular component: plasma membrane; nucleus; adherens junction. Gene Ontology annotation, biological process: cell-cell adhesion; intermediate filament bundle assembly; cell-cell junction assembly. The record is from RefSeq and is a predicted model, not a curated record. Lineage: Eukaryota; Metazoa; Chordata; Actinopteri; Salmoniformes; Salmonidae. The transcript is spliced from 13 exons. The coding region runs from base 89 to 2344 and encodes 751 amino acids. Gene Ontology annotation, molecular function: cadherin binding.
GUAUAUUCGAUUGCACGUACAAACGCCACCUGUACAGACCUAGGAACGGACUGUCGCAUUUGUUAAUUACAGCUGGAAACGGACCUUCAUGAUGACAAUGGACCCGUUGAAAUCGGCCAUGUCCAUCGGAAAUGUGGAUGAGACAUCUCUUGCUUUGCCAUCCGAUAAAAAACUUCGGUCCAAACAGCAGCGAGUCUUGGAUCAGGUGCAAACCAUCAAGAGGGGCAAGUCGAAGUACAGUAAAUAUGGAUCUGUGUCGUCGCCAACGACAUCCCCAACGAGUCCUGUGUACAUCAACAUAUUCGCUGACUCCUUUAAGUCACCUACCAGUCUUAAUGGAGGUGCCUUCUUUAAUGGUACAAAUGGCCUCUCAAAAACGCUCAGCUAUGAGAAAAGCACCAAGCGAAGGGUCGUGGCCUCCAAGGAAUCUACGGUCCAGAGGAACAUGAGCAGCUCCAGCCAGUGGGAGAGACGAUUCCCUCUCAGCCCCACCAUAGGCAAGCACAACAGCAGCCGCAGUGUGCCUGACCUGGCCCCCUUCCGCACCACUACUAGUACCACCACCACCAUGCAGCAGCAGCUACUGCAGUCCUCGGCCCCCGCCCGGCAGCUCCAGCCCAACAGGUCCAGCUUCUUCCUGACCGAGAGGAACAGCAGUCAGGUCAUCUCCAAUGGCAACAGCUCCUCUCAGGUCGCUGUCAAAGGCAACGAGGUGCAGAAAAGGAACAGCCAGUUGAUUGGCACGCGUCAGACGAAAAGUAGUGGCCAGAUUACCAGCAGCCAAGGUCGUAUUGAGAGGGCACCCUCAAACCUCUCUGUGGCUGAGUCCAAGAUAUCAGGGAUCAAGAUCAAGGGUGAAGCGGGGAUUAAUGGUAAUGGUCAGAUAGCUGAUAUAACCAUGAAGGAGGCGGUGGAGUACCUGUCCAGUGGAGAUGAGAACUACCAGCUCUGUGGAGCCUCCUUCAUCCAACACGCUACCUACUCAGAGGACAAGGCCAAGCAGGAGGUGUUGCGGCUCAAAGGGAUCCCCCCUUUGGUGAACCUGCUUAGGUGUCCCAGUCCCCAGGUCCAACAGACUGCCUCCGCCGCCCUGCGGAACUUGGCCUUUAAAGAUGCAGGCAACAAGGAGGAGGUCCAGCGCUGUGGGGGCAUCACUGAGGCACUGGCCCUGCUCCGAGACACAGACUCUACCGAGACACAGAAACAACUCACAGGUCUCCUUUGGAACCUGUCAUCUGCAGACAGUCUGAAGCCAGAGCUGGUGCGUAGUGCUCUGCCUGUCCUGACUGAGACUGUGGUAGUACCAUACACUGGAGAUGAGACAAACAACAACCAAGACCCAGAGGUCUUCUACCAUGCUACGGCAUGUCUACGAAACCUGAGCUGUGCGACUCAAGGCAACAGGCAGGCCAUGCGUAACUGUCGAGGCCUCGUCGACUCUCUGGUCAGUUAUGUCCAGCGUUGUGUGGCUGCAGAGAGGCCAGAUGACAAGUCUGUGGAAAAUUGUGUGUGUGUCUUGCACAACCUGAGCUUCCAGCUGGAGAGUGAAGCCCCGGCCCUCUUCAGCAGGAUCAAUGCCCUGGCCAGGACCCCCAGCAGGGCCAACGCCCCCAGUGAGACCGGCCCCAUUGGGUGCUUCAGCCCACAGAGCAGCAAGGUCCAGGACCAGGAGAGUCACUUUGACUACCCUGUGAUGGAGGAGCAGAACCCUAAAGGAGCAGGCUGGCUCUUCCACUCCAAGACCAUGCAGAGUUACCUGUCUCUGCUGGGGUCCAGCCAGAGAGAAGAGACCCUGGAGGCCUGCUCUGGAGCCCUGCAGAACCUCACUGCUUACCAUGGCAUUGUGUCUAGUGUGAUAAGCCAGAGCAUCGUGCAGAAGCUGAACGGCCUGCCUCACAUCUCUCCCUUGUUGCAGUCCUCCAACCCCAGCCUCCAGAAAACUGCUGUGUCUCUGGUAGGGAACCUGGCCAAGAACCAACGCCUUCAGAGCACCAUGGCCCGACAGACCCUACCAGAGCUAGUUGGCAUCCUCAGCUCAUGGACCAAGGAAGAGACAGAGUGUGAUGACACCCUGGCCAUGGCGUGCCAAACCAGCCACAGUCUGCUGAUGAAGGAGCCCGAGCUGGGGAAACCCCUGCUGACCAACAAGCUGGUCAACUCAGUUAACGACCUGAGCAAGAACAGGGAUUUCCCAAAGGCCAGCAAAGCUGCAGGCGUGCUCCUCUACAGCCUCUGGUCAGAGAAAGACGUACAGAGUUUCCUAAAAAAGCAAGGGAUGAAUAAGGGUUCCUUUGUGAACGACAUCACCAGUGCGGCUCACCGGUCUGUGCAGGUCAUUGAGUAACAAGACAACUGGCAUGGAUCUCUUGGCACAACCUCCGGAUGUACUAAUGGACUUGUGGGCCUAUAAACCUACUACGGUACAUAUCAGAUUGGGUCCAGUUAAUCUGAUUACGACAUUUUUACGUUCGAUUUUAAAACAAUUUAUAGCUAAUCAGAAUGCCUAUCCAUUAUGUUUAGUCGUGUCAUUCAUCUUACGUCAGUACCAAGGUUUGAUCUUGCACUUCUAUUUCUGUUAUUUUCUAGGCUCUUUUGUGUUUACUAGAAAUCAUGUGUUUCUGUUUUCCCACUGUAAACAUGAUGAUUUUGUAUUGAUAAUGUGUUGUUACUGGGAUUGCUUGAAUAGGGCCCCUUUUCUUGCAUGGCAAUUAUAGUUGAUUGCGUAUUUUUCUAGCCAGGAUAGUCCACUCAGUAACAAUUGCCACUGUUUGUCAGGUAGUCCUGAGGGUAUACUACAAAGCAGGAUCAAGGAGUUAGCCAGCUAACUUGCCUGAAUAUAUGAGAGAGAGAGAGAGAGAGAGAGAGAGAGAGAGAGAGAGAGAGAGAGAGAGAGAGAGAGAGAGAGAGAGAGAGAGAGAGAGAGAGAGAGAGAGAGAGAGAGAGAGAGAGAGAGAGAGAGAGAGAGAGAGAGAGAGAGAGAGAGAGAGAGAGAGAGAGAGAGAGAGAGAGAGAGAGAGAGAGAGAGAGAGAGAGAGAGAUUUGAAAUGGGCAUGGUCAAAUUAAUUAAUCGAAUGAAACAUAUCUAAGUUUAGCUUUUUAAUUAACCAGAUAAUCAAUAGUUAUUUCUGGUUGCUUAUCAAGGUUAGCUGGCCAACUAAUUGAUCCACCAUGCCACUCUGGGUUCCACAGAAUCUAAAAAAUGAUAUAUAGAAAAACAUACACAUCACAAAAUGGACAUAUUGUGAUCUCACCGAUGUUCAACCUUGUGUAGCUACUGUGCUCCUCCAUAUGGUACAUUCAUACUUUGAUGUUUUUGUCCAUCACUGCAUGGUUUAGAUUUUUUUUUGUCACUUGACAUUUUAGUCACUAGCUAGGUUACCAUCCAAUUGGCGUCAGAUUUUCAUGCAAAUAUUCCAAAAAUCUGCAUAAAAACAAUAGGCACAUUUUCCAACCAGAAAUGUGUUUCCCUCAAAUUGACUUGUCGCAGAUAAAAGGCUGUGCGUGAUGACGUAGUGCACAUAAAAAUAUUGUUUUGCUUUAAAUUCCCAUGUACCUAAUAAAAAUACAAGUUAAAUGGUUUUCCAUUGCAUUUUGAAAUCUA